AUGAGGCUGAAAGACGCGCGUGCAGCGGAGAACAGCAUGACUAACCCAAGAAGAAAAAAAAAAAAAAAGAAAGAAAUUUUCUUUGAAUACAUACGGAAUAGUAACUCGCAGGCCAUUCAGCUGUUGAACUGCAUAUGGUUGUACUGCUUUUAUCAGAACAUAAAAACGUUAACAAAAAAUAUUCGAAAACUAAAGAAUGGAAAAGGCAACAACGACCCCCUGCUAGUAAAGUACCUUUUGACCCUGCGCAUAAACAUUAACGAUGCAUAUGAUUACUUUCAGUCCAUUCUAUCCACCGCACUAAAAAUAUAUCGCGAGAAAAGAGACCUGUAUGUCUUACACAUAAAUAACGUGGUGGGUAGACGAAAUGGCUACUCCGGAAAUGCACCCAUGACGACCGACAUGGUGAGCGACAUGGUGAACAGCGCGCUGACGGAGAUGAUAACCGAGAUGGUCACCAACAUGGUGAGGGGGAGACUCUGCACAGCAGCCUAGAUGAAGGCGUGCUUGAAUUAUUACAAGGCACUGAGUUAUUAUAGGUACAGUGGCCACCUGUUCAAUCAGCUGACCCUUCUGUACACGCGGGGCAACCCGAUCAAGUGCCUCUUUUUCUACUUCCUUUCGUUGAUAGCGGUUAAGCCUGCCCCGAAUAGGGACGCCGUUAUCAUGUUCAUGGAGGGCGUCCUCAGCGGGGGGAAGGGCCUGGCCAAUUGGCUGGCGCGCCUGCGGGGGGACUCAUCCGGAAGAGCAGCAAGUAUAGGAAGCAGCGGAAGUAGCGGAGGUAGCAGAAGUAGCGGAAGUAGCAGAAGUAGCGGAAGAGGAAGACGCGGCGAACGUGGCAAACGAGGCGGAAGUGUCUACCUCGGCAGCCGGGGCAGCGCGGUGAGCACUCCCUGCCACGGAGAAACGUCGUGCAAACUGGGGAGGGGAAUCUUUUACAUCAAAACUAAAGAAAGGCAUUUUUUGCCCUCCAUAAAAAGCAGUGAAAACGGGGCAAAGGACACCAUCUACCACCAAAGGGACAAACACCACGACAAAGUGAACUCCCGAUUGGGAAAAAAACACACAGAGGGAAAGAAGGAAGGAAGUUCCAAUAGUGGACAUGGAAGCACCAAGGAAAAUCUAGCCGAGAAAGAAUUAAACGAAGCCAUUUUUAAUUUCUACAUGAGCUACUUCAAAAUUGUGAAGCUAUUAUUCUCCAAAAUUGACAUGAACAAAUUUGAAAAAAAAAAUAAAUUUAUUUACUAUACCAAUAGGUACAUAAAGCUGCAGUACUACAGUAGGAGAGAAGAUACCCUGAUGCUCAAAAAUAUCAUCCUUAUUAUAUUUACGCUUCUAAGUUUGGUUAUAUAUGUUAUCACGAAUCAACAUGAGCAGGGACAUAAGAACACAAAGGGAUUCCUUUUCUAUGGCAAUGUAAACGUGUCGAAGUAUGUAUACAAAAAUGAGCAAAUUUAUUUUUCGUUCCUUUUGAUUCACGAGCUGUUAUUGUCAUGUGAAGAUUUCUACACCAAUUUUUUCCCCAGCUAUUUGUCCGUUUUUAUAUACACACUUUACUGGUUCCGAAAUGAGCCUAGUGUGUGGGAGGUGCACUUGGGUACUUGCACCGAGGAGGACAACCGAGAGAGGGACCAUCUCGUGAAGCAGUAUCAUGAGGAUUACCGGGGGAAAAGCGUCUACGGUAGUAGGGUCACUCGCAGGGAGAAGGGCAAUGUACACACCUCCGCUGUGAGGAGACCUCCCUGGGGGAGAAAGAAAGGUGAACCGCUUUCAGCGAAACAGAACAGUUACAACCAAGCAGUGGAGAAGGACCCUUGUGAUGACCCCGAAUUUUCUCACAACAAAGAUAUAAUAAAAAGCAUCAAAGAUUUACUAAUCGGCAUAAAGGUGAGGGAGGAAAUACCCCUGAAUGAUAACUCACUACUGCGCUACAAACUGAGGGAGGAUUUUUACAUCUAUCCUUUUUUGAGUGGGUUGCAAUUUAGCAGUUUGGAGGGAGGAGGAGGAGACCAUUCUACUGAGAGGGGGUGCAAGGUGGCUUCUUCACAAUGGAGCAGCCUGUCCAGUGUGGUCUACCCACAAUUCGGCUCCAACCAAGUAGACGUAAAGUGCAGCCAACUGCCCUUCGAGCGGGGAAACCACCGGGGGGGAGUUAGCCAUCUCACCAAUUUCGAGGACUCAAACGAAGAAGAUGUAGUCCUUCUAAAGAACCCAUUAUUUGUAAAGGCGAGCAGUGUGUGUAUGAACGGGGAGAUGGUAGACCCGAGGGACGACGCCAGCAAGGGGCUAAACUGCUACAACGAUUUAUAUGAGCUGUCCGCCAUCAGUGGGAAUAAUGUGCAUUCAUGCGAUCGGGAGGAUGGGAGUAGUGAGAGGGGGGGUAAUGGUGAGAAGGGGCACGCAGAGGGGGUACGGCACACAGAGGGGAUGAAACACACAGAUGAGAGUGCCUCAUGUGCGAAUGUUAGCGAGGGAAGGAACCACUCCGGUGAGCGCAGAGAUGAUGGGGUCUCACUCAACACACACAGAAUACCCCAUCCGGAGGAAGGCUCGAAGAGAGAUCACUACAUUGCAGCAGUAUUUGACAUCCCAAGUGAUGAGCAGCUGGAGGAGGUAGCAGACCGCGUUCGGAUCAUGCGAUUUAGGUCUCUCACCCAGGGUGGGUUAAAGGAGAACGACAAGCAAAGUGUGCACGUCCGUAACGUUGGCAAAAAAUAUUUGGCUGCACAAGCUAGAGAGGAAAUACACCAGGAUAAUUUCCCCAAUGAGGACGCCAUAGCAGACAUGCCACAGGUGGCAGACAUGCCUCAGGUGGGAGAUAUUGCAUCUCGGGGGAAAGGAACCCAAGAGCACACCACGCCCAUAGGCGAAGAAGUUUGCAAAAACGAUAUGAGCUGCACCAUGAGCCGAAGCGAUGACGACAAUAAAAUGAGCAACAUCAUGAGCGACCACCAAAACGGAUCGCAGGACAAGAGCGACCACAGUGGCUGUUACAAAGUCCAUGCAAAUGGUGAGAUAAAUCAAAACGAUUAUUUUAGCUAUGCCGUUUUGGAGAGCUUCCAUCAGGUUAGGAUCGAUGCUUUAGGGUCCAUACCGAACGGUAAUGUAGAGAAUGAUCACAGUUCCAAGCAUGUCAUGGGUGCAAAAUUGAACUCGUCCAACGAGAUGACCAAGGGAAGUGACGAGGCCAGCUUGGAAGACAGUGUGGAAGACAGUGUGGAAGCCAGCGUGGACGCCAGCUUGGACGCCAGCUUGGGGGCCAACUCGGAGGACAUGUCGUAUACGAGUUCCCCAGCCGAGGCAGACACCAGAGUAGACGACAUGGCCCAAUUGGUGAAGACUCCCUUCCAAGCGAACCACCUUCACAAGGGGGAAGGUCAAACGCAGGCACCGGUGGCAAACAUCCCGGGGGGUGAAGAAGUUCAGGUGGAAAGAACAACCUUUGCAGCGUGUAAGAGGGAUAGCAGCCCGUUUCGACAUAACCAUGCGGAGCCACACCAUAUGCAUAACGGGAUAGAGGAGCCCCACCAUAUGCGCAACGGGAUAGAGGAGCCCCACCAUAUGCACAACGGGAUAGAGGAGUCCCACCACAUGCACAACGGGAUAGAGGAGCCCUACCACAUGCGCAACGGGACAGUGUGGAUAGAGGAGAAGAACUCACCACUGCAGAAAAUGAUAAUACUUGAUGGAAAGAACAUCGGCACGAGGUACCAGGACAACUACAAAAAAUAUUUCGACCCAUUUCGAAUAAAAGUGGUGCUAGAUUAUUACCGAUUUAAGAAGUAUGAUGUGAAGAUAGUCAUUCCGCAAGAGUAUGUAAUGCACGGGAGGGAUGAUCCACUGGGCAAGAACCCCAACAGGGCUUACUACCACCUUCAGUUGCACAACAAUAACGAAGGCCCAGACUUUAUUCUCACGGGGAAUGAGUUGCUGUUUUUUCAGAACCUACAUAUUUUAGGAUGUUUAAUUGUGCACCCCUUGGAAAGCUACUACGCGUUUUGCCUCAACCUUGUGCAGAGGUGGAACUCGUGCUUUGUAACAAACGUGACUCUGUCCGAACUGAACAUGAAACUGCGUGAAUUCGAGCAGCCCCCCCUGAAGAGCAUCGCGGCGCACUUCAUAUCGUAUACCUUUCUGGGCGACGAGUUCCUCCCCAACCCGACCUUCCGCUGGCCCUCCAUCCAUCGCCGGGCCCUACUGAAGAACACUGUGAAUGAAUGA
This is a messenger RNA of Plasmodium cynomolgi strain B, 4221 nucleotides long. RefSeq lists its product as hypothetical. Gene Ontology annotation, molecular function: protein binding. The record is from RefSeq and is a predicted model, not a curated record. NCBI's taxonomy places the organism in Eukaryota, Apicomplexa, Aconoidasida, Haemosporida, Plasmodiidae. The transcript has 4 exons. Bases 496 to 4221 code for a protein of 1241 amino acids.